GGUUUCCUCGCCCUGCCUCUCCGCGCUCCCUCCUGCCUUCACCUAGUUCCUUAGUGAGAGACAUUUUUUUAUUUAUUUAUUUACCUUUCUUUUUUAUUCCUCUACUUCCUGUGGUUUUCGCCCCAAGUCCCCAUAGCGGUAGCCGGCGAGACAUGGUCAAUGUAGGCACCCAGCUAAGCGCUAAGAUGGAGGCUCCAUAUGACACAUCUCCAUCAGAAGCAGCCAGCCUCAGCAGCUCCAGCAGCCUUGGGGUGAGCACGCUGUGUGCCAUCUGCGGGGACCGCGCCACCGGCAAGCACUACGGCGCCUCCAGCUGCGAUGGCUGCAAAGGCUUCUUCAGGAGGAGCGUCAGGAAGAACCACAUGUACUCCUGCAGAUUUAACAGGCAGUGUGUGGUAGACAAAGACAAGAGGAACCAGUGCCGGUACUGCAGGCUGAAGAAGUGCUUCCGAGCAGGGAUGAAGAAGGAAGCUGUACAGAAUGAACGGGACCGAAUCAGCACCCGCAGAUCAAGUUACGAGGACAGCAGCCUGCCCUCCAUCAAUGCCCUCCUGCAUGCAGAAGCCCUGGCACAGCAGAUAUCAUCCCCUGUUCCUGUGCUCAACGGAGACAUCCGAGGGAAGAAGAUUGCCAAUAUUUCUGAUGUGUGUGAGUCCAUGAAGCAGCAGCUGCUGGUGCUGGUGGAGUGGGCCAAGUACAUUCCCCCCUUCUGUGAGCUGCCCCUGGAUGACCAGGUCGCACUGCUACGUGCACACGCAGGGGAGCAUCUGUUACUGGGAGUUGCCAAGAGGUCCAUGGUGUUCAAGGAUGUCUUGCUGCUAGGCAAUGAUCACAUCAUCCCACGGAACUGCCCCGAGCUGGUGGAGGUGAACCGUGUGGCCAUCCGCAUCCUGGACGAGCUGGUGCUGCCCUUCCAGGAGCUGCAGAUAGAUGACAAUGAAUAUGCCUGCCUGAAAGCCAUCAUCUUCUUUGACCCAGAUGCCAAGGGGCUGAGUGACCCGUCCAAGAUCAAGAGGAUGCGGUACCAGGUGCAGGUGAGCCUGGAGGAUUACAUCAAUGACCGGCAGUACGACUCGCGGGGCCGCUUCGGGGAGCUGCUGCUGCUGCUGCCCGUGCUGCAGAGCAUCACCUGGCAGAUGAUCGAGCAGAUCCAGUUCGUCAAGCUCUUUGGCAUGGCCAAGAUUGACAACCUGCUGCAGGAGAUGCUGCUGGGAGGUUCAUCAAGCGAAACGCCGCACACCCACCACCACCUGCACCCUCACCUGAUCCAGGAGAACCUGGGAACAAACGUCAUUGUGGCCAACACAAUGCCUCCUCAGAUGCACAACGGGCAGAUGUCUACUCCAGAAACUCCACAGCCCUCUCCACCCGCGGGCUCAGGAUCAGAGCAGUACAAGCUGCUGCCUGGAGCCAUUGCAACCGUGGCCAAGCAGCCCACGUCCAUCCCACAGCCUGCCAUCACAAAACAGGAGGUCAUCUAGCAAACCCCACCCAGCCAGCCUCCUUCAGAGCACCGUGUGGGAGAAAAGCCCAAAUUGACUCUGCCACUGUGAAAAGAGAAGCCACCCAGAGGGCCCUGGGCACGGACACACGGACUUGCUUUUUGGACUGACCACCACCAGAAGGUGUCUUCCUGCAGCUACGGACAGCACGUGCCAUGGGCAGCCCCAGAGUCCCAGAACUAAGGCUGAAGCCUUACCAAAACCCUCAGUCCUUGUAAGGAGGGCCAGAUUCCUGCCUCACUCUGUGGGGAGGUGGCAGUGACUGCCUGGGGACAGGCUGCUGCCCCACUGCCACCUCAGCACUGGUUCAGCCACAGCAGACCCUGUGAAUGAGAAUUCCCUGUGCCAUGGGAGUGGAGGGCUUCCCUCCCACAGCCAUGCCAGCCCCCUGACAGUCCCCAGCCCAGCCAGACUUGGUGGAGGUGGACGCUCCCCCAGGAGCAGCACAGCAGGUAAAGCACAUGGGGUUUGCCCAGGCAGCACUGCCAGAACUGCUCCUCAGCCUUGGCUAGUCCCAGCUCUUUGCAUGGUGUCACCCACCAGCACACUAAGCCCUCCAGCCAGACCUAACAAAUUAUUUCAGCUGAUGCUGGGGCAAAGUCUGGCCCACCAAGAUACUCCACUAUUUGGAUCCCUCUGCCUCUUGAGGGGUUUUGAUAUUUCUGUGCCAUGCCUGCCCUCUGACCACAAUGCUCAGAGAGGCAACCACUGCCAAUCUUCCCUUGCAGCACUCACUGCCUCCUGGCAAUCAGAGGGACCAUGGGAUUCCAGAGAUUUCAGCUAAUGGAAGGGGUUCACCCUUUUACAGGCUGGCAUCACUGCCCAAAUAUCACUGUCCCAACUACUGCUUGUCAGCAGUCAGAACAACAUUGGAUGCCUGUUUGGAAGGAAGUAGGGGACAGAUGUAGGAAGGAGGAAGACCUAUGGGGUGAGAAGAGCUUGAGCCUCACAGGUUGGACCAAG
This is a messenger RNA of Melospiza georgiana, 2465 nucleotides long. RefSeq names its product hepatocyte nuclear factor 4 alpha (gene HNF4A). Bases 153 to 1481 code for a protein of 442 amino acids. Gene Ontology annotation, biological process: positive regulation of transcription by RNA polymerase II; cell differentiation; anatomical structure development. The transcript has 10 exons. Gene Ontology annotation, molecular function: RNA polymerase II cis-regulatory region sequence-specific DNA binding; zinc ion binding; nuclear receptor activity. Lineage: Eukaryota; Metazoa; Chordata; Aves; Passeriformes; Passerellidae. The record is from RefSeq and is a predicted model, not a curated record.